UGAAAUAAAAAAUUCGAUUGGCUUAUCAAAAGCUACAAGCUGAAUAUUCUGAGUUGUAAAUCAUAAAUACAGCGCAACACUGUCCUUUUUCUAAAAAAAUGAAGAUGGACGAAGACGCGACUGUCAUGGGUAAACUUGAGUGUCUUAAAGAAAUUAGAACUCGGACUAUUCAAAUGGAAAAACUGAAAUCUCGAUUGAGGCAAGAAAUUGAAGCGACUGAAAGUGAAGAGAAAUGUUUGAUGGAAUAUCGUCAUGAAAUGGAAUUGCUUCUACAGGAAAAAAUGGCUCAUGUUGAAGAAUUACGACAAAUUCAUGCUGACAUUAAUGUGAUGGAGAAUGUCAUUAAACAAUCAGAAGAAGAUCGUAACAAGCAUUUGGAAAAUGCUAAGCAACUUCAUCAUGAAUACAAGCCUGUCAAAGAAAUCGUCGAUUCUCUGAGGCAUGAAAUUGGUCUCUCUAAAUUACUCGAAUUACACGAGGAAGAUGAAAAUUUCAAACCAGAGUUUUUUGAAAAGCAGAAGACUGAAUGGCAGAGUGAAAUUCCAGAACAAGCAUUACCAUCGUCUUUAACAGCCAGUGCUUCUACCCAACAACUGCAAGCUGGUCGCAGCAAACCUCUGCAAGAUCGUCCUCAGCCUGCAGCUUUUCGACAACAGCCACCCCCUAUGAAGUCUUGUUUGUCAUGCCAUCAACAAAUCCAUCGUAAUGCUCCCAUUUGUCCUCUUUGUAAGGCUAAAAGUCGUUCACGCAAUCCUAAGAAGCCAAAAAGAAAACUGGACGAUUGAGAUAAAAUCACAAGAAGAAGAUCAUAGUUUCAUUCCUCUUCGUUUUUUUUAAAUGUGUAUUGCAUCUAUAAUCCAGUGUUUGUGCCAAAUCGUAACUGUGUUUCACUUCAAAUAUCCGUUAUAGCAUUUAUUUAUCUUAGUAGAAUGUUUCCAACACUUAUUUAUUACGCAUAAUUAAUCUUGAUGUCACUUCAUAGGAAAUCUUCUGUAUGUGUAAAAUAGUCAGAAUAAAAUGUUUUUUUUCACGUUA
Parasteatoda tepidariorum (common house spider) is the source of this 1035-nucleotide messenger RNA. Its product is annotated as zinc finger C4H2 domain-containing protein. Gene Ontology annotation, biological process: positive regulation of neuron differentiation. Gene Ontology annotation, cellular component: nucleus. The record is from RefSeq and is a predicted model, not a curated record. Lineage: Eukaryota; Metazoa; Arthropoda; Arachnida; Araneae; Theridiidae.